AUGCCGGCAACAGCGCUAUCCCGUCCCUUCCAGUCACAAGACAACCCCCCCAGCGACAACACGCAGAGCAUGGACCCGGGGUCCGAAUCCCAACGUCCAAUGCCGAAAAAGGGAUCGAAUGGGCCAUCGAAAUGGACGGGGAAACGGGUUGCAAUUGUGACCCUGAUCGUGGUGAUGGUCGUCUUCACUAUUGUCUUGGUCGUCACAUUGCCCAUCGAGCUGCGACCCCGGAGCAGCUACCGCGUUGCUCGCGUUGAUCCCAGCUAUUACAAUGGAGCCAAUCGUCCCAAACGUGUCUUGGAAAACUUUCCAGAUCCUGGUCUGCUUCAGGUUAACGGUACCUGGUAUGCCUUUGGGACCAAUGAGGCGAACAACGAUACGGAGGUACCGAGGGUGCCAGUCGCAAUAUCGUCAGACUUCCUCAAUUGGACCAAAUUGGAGAGUCGGCAGGUGCUACUGCCAGAUGGCGAUUGGGAAACUGACGUUAACCACUGGGCGCCGGACGCCAUGCAGCGGGACGAUGGAGAGUUUGUGCUCUACUAUUCUGGGGAAUUGAAGGAUUGGAAGCGACACCACUGCGUUGGCGUUGCCGUCACGAACAACACGAGCCCCCUGGGCCCCUACGUGCCACAGAAUACUCCCCUGGUCUGUCCCCUAGACCAAGGUGGUGCCAUUGACCCCUCUCCAUUUAAAGAUGUCGACGGAAAACUUUAUAUCGUCUACAAAGUCGACGGGAAUAGCAUCGGAAAUGGCGGAAGGUGCAACAACAGCAAGCCACCCUACAAGUCUGUCCCCAUCAUGCUGCAAGAACUCGAGAACAACGGUACUGCUCCUAUUGGAGAUCCGGUGCAGAUCUUCGAGCAUGAUAGCGAUGAAGAUGGCGAGCUGGUCGAGUCCCCCAACCUCAUCCGGACGGCGGAGGGUGUGUACUACCUCUUCUACUCUUCCCAUUGUUUCAUAUCGCCCGAGUAUGAUGUCAAAUAUGCCACUUCACCAUCAAUCCGCGGCCCUUAUACUAGGGCCAAAAGAGAGUUUCUCAGGACUGGCGAUUUUGACCUCGAUGGCCCUGGGGGCGCUACCGUAUCAAAGGACGGAACAAAGAUGGUUUUCCAUGCGAAUUGCGACCAUGAGCGAUGCAUGUAUGUGGCAGGAAUCCACAUCAACUCGACUGCGUUGAAUGUCACCUUGACUUCCUUAUGA
Messenger RNA from Aspergillus chevalieri, 1200 nucleotides. Its product is annotated as glycoside hydrolase family 43 protein. Gene Ontology annotation, molecular function: hydrolase activity, hydrolyzing O-glycosyl compounds. The coding region runs from base 1 to 1200 and encodes 399 amino acids. NCBI's taxonomy places the organism in Eukaryota, Fungi, Ascomycota, Eurotiomycetes, Eurotiales, Aspergillaceae. The record is from RefSeq and is a predicted model, not a curated record. Gene Ontology annotation, biological process: carbohydrate metabolic process. The transcript is spliced from 2 exons.